Molecule: messenger RNA, 720 nt
Organism: Scheffersomyces stipitis CBS 6054
Lineage: Eukaryota; Fungi; Ascomycota; Pichiomycetes; Serinales; Debaryomycetaceae
Exons: 1
Coding region: 1-720 (239 amino acids)
Source: RefSeq, a predicted model, not a curated record
AUGGCCAAGAUAAGCUAUGAUAUCGACCAAUUAUUGCGCCUACGCAAUUCCACUAUAUUCAGAUCUCGCAAUUUGAGGAGCCUCUGGGGAGAUUAUUGCCCGGAACUGGAAUAUAGAACACCGUUUGGGCGCCAAAUCUACCAUAACCAAACUACAAAUAGAAAACAGAGCCAAUUACCAAAGAGACAACCAGAGAAGAACUUUCCGACGAACGACCUCAAUGUAGUACCACUUGUCGCGGCCAAUUGCGCCGUAUACCCGCAACCAAUCUUAGUAUUGCCAGUUUUAGCACUAGAUUGGCUUCCUCGUGGCUCCAAAUUAAUUCCUCUUGAGCCUACUAUUCUUGUUCCAAACGGAUUUGAACAUCUGAGAAGCGGCAGAAGCCACAGGGUAUUACAACCAACUCCGCCGGCAAAUUUUGAUAAUACUAGGUCCACUCCAAGUCACAUUUCUAACUCCCCUAGCCACUACAGAAGGGUCUCCCUAGCCAACGAAUUGAACAAGGAAAAUCUCCCACUAAUCACAAACACAAAUCGAUUUGUCUACAACCCUACAAAACCCAACAAGAACAAUCCUUAUUCUGCUACAGGGUUCUAUCCCGAAGGUAGUGCUCAAAAUUCGAAACCUACACCAACUGGCUUUACCAACGAAUGUGACGAACAAAGUCUGUCCACACAGGAAUCAUCCUGUGAAGUGCAGAUCGAACUACCAGUCCAGUGA